This is a messenger RNA of Sorghum bicolor (sorghum), 1783 nucleotides long. Its product is annotated as transmembrane protein 184A. Gene Ontology annotation, biological process: transport. The record is from RefSeq and is a predicted model, not a curated record. Bases 200 to 1423 code for a protein of 407 amino acids. Gene Ontology annotation, molecular function: transporter activity. The transcript is spliced from 6 exons. NCBI's taxonomy places the organism in Eukaryota, Viridiplantae, Streptophyta, Magnoliopsida, Poales, Poaceae.
GGUGCCCCCACGGCCCACCCACCCGGAGGCAGCUGCCCUGCCCAGCUCCCCCUACGAAUCUCGAUUCCCCCAAACAACAUUGCCACCGCCGCCUGGCCUCCCCUCACCUCGCCCCCUCCGCCACGCCGCGAGCCGCCUCCCCAGUCCCCCUAGGGUUCUCGCCGGAGCCGGGGGGCGGCGAGGGAGAGGAGGGAGGGGGAUGGAGGGGUGGGCGUCCGCGGCGGCGUACACGGCCGCCGCGCUGGCGUCCGCGGCGGCGGCGACGGUGGUGGCGCUGCGGCUCGUUCACCGGCACCUACUCCACUACGCCGAGCCCACGCACCAGCGCUUCAUCGUCCGCAUCAUCCUCAUGGUCCCGGUAUAUGCAGUGAUGUCAUUUCUUUCCCUCGUCUUACCACAUCAAGCAAUCUACUUCAAUUCUAUUCGAGAAAUCUAUGAUGCUUGGGUCAUCUACAAUUUCUUUUCACUUUGCUUGGCAUGGGUUGGAGGUCCUGGUACUGUGGUGGUAAGUUUGAAUGGGCAAUCUUUGAAACCCUCAUGGUUCCUGAUGACUUGCUGUUUACCAGCUAUUCCUCUAGAUGGGCGUUUUAUACGGAGAUGUAAACAAGGCUGUCUGCAGUUUGUGAUCCUAAAACCAAUCUUGGUUGUUAUCACCUUCAUACUUUACGCAAAAGGAAAAUACGAAGAUGGAAACUUCAGUGUCAACCAGUCCUAUCUAUACAUUACUAUCAUCUAUACAAUCUCAUACUCUAUGGCAUUGUUUGCUCUUGCACUAUUCUAUGCGGCAUGCAGAGAUCUACUUCAGCCAUAUAACCCUGUGCCGAAAUUCAUCAUAAUCAAAUCAGUUGUGUUUCUAACGUAUUGGCAGGGUGUGCUGGUUUUCCUUGCUGCAAAAUCUGGAUUCAUAAAAAAUGCUGAGAAAGCUGCCUAUCUUCAGAAUUUUGUGCUAUGUGUUGAGAUGCUCGUAGCAGCCAUUGGGCACCGAUUUGCCUUCUCCUACAAGGAAUAUGCUGGCUCCAAUGCCCGCCCUUUUGGUGGUUUUAGGGGAAGCCUUCUUCACGCGAUGAAAUUCAAUGACUUUUAUCAUGACACUGUACACCAGUUUGCACCUACGUAUCAUGAGUAUGUGCUCUACAGUAACGAGGGGGAGGAUGAACCAACAAAAUACAGCCCUAACACUAUCGUGACAACUGGAGAGCAUCUAGUAGAGCUGGCGGAAGUCACUGUUGUGAGCUCGAAGGCUCCAGGGAUGUCAAGUUUAUUGCUGAAUGAGGCUGAUCAGGCAGAAACAAUACCCUCUCAAGUCAUGGAAGCCAGCACUGCUGCUUCCGUGGAACCAUACGACCUCUCAAGCUUCCUCAACGUAGAGUUGUCUGAUUACCCUGAUCAGGUCCCUGCGAUUCCCAAUGUAAGAGAACGAUGACAUGUUGCGGUGUAUAUUCAUGGUGUAAAUGGGCGGUAGCGCUGUUGAGCUGAUCAUAGAUUACGGUGUACAUAGAAAUGUCUCGUGUCGUUUUAUUUCAUUGUUCAUGCAUUUGAGUGGCGUGCUCAUGUUUUUUCCGUGUGGGUUAAAGAUGAGCCAAGCUGACAGAUGAAUUAGGGGCGUAAGCGGAAAUAUGCGGUAUAACAUGUACAUUAAAUGAGUUGCUUUUGUCAAUGAGACGGGUCACGGACUCACGGGUAUAUGUUGUACUUGGACGUGGUUUCUGUGCUGAUGAUAUUAUGAAAAGUUCACAUGUAAGCAACAUGUUGUGGAUUAAAUGAAUCUGCAAGGUUACACAUA